Molecule: messenger RNA, 19206 nt
Organism: Giardia duodenalis
Lineage: Eukaryota; Fornicata; Diplomonadida; Hexamitidae
Exons: 1
Coding region: 1-19206 (6401 amino acids)
Source: RefSeq, a predicted model, not a curated record
AUGUCGUUGAAGAGAUCCACUACACCAUUACGGGUUCCCCAGAUUCUUGGAGGCUCGCUGCAGAAGACCGAGCGCGACACAGCAAUGGGAGGCAGCAUAAUUCAGGCCAAGAAUGGAGACCGAGUUAAAGCAGUAACAACAAUACUUCCAAUUUCUUCUUGCCAUAAUGAAAUAGUCCAUUUGAUAGAAGUCCUAACCACACAAUGUGCAAAAGAUUUCUGCAGCAAAAUAUCCACAGGGAUUAAUUUUAAUGGUUUGCAGUUUCACUGUGUGCCAAUGCAGUUAGGGUGCCCUGGGUAUAUACUAGUGCGGCCUGGCUAUUACAGGUGGUGUCAGAUAUACCAUGUUGAUUUUCUAUACAGACGAGCUGUUCUGCUUAUGAAGAGAGAAGUAGUGGUUGCCCCACUCGCCCUAGUUCGCGUGAAUAGUUAUGCUAGCCUGAAUAGUAUCCUUGGAAACAUAUUCUAUAAGGAGAUUAAAGCAGUUAUGGCUAGUCCUGAGCUCGAUAUUUAUGCUUCCAGUCUUGACACAGACUCUUCUAACAAGUUAGUUACGACUCCAUGGCGUAACAGAUACCUCCUUCCUGCAACCUCUAACGACCACCUCUUUAAGCAGAAUCCCGUAUUAAAGCAUGGAGUAUGCCCAAAUGAGCAUCUUAUUACUUUGAUUAAGGUACUAGUUAAAAGGGAAUGGGAAAGGUUUACAGUAAUGUAUUCAUCGCGUAAGGGGUUUGUCCAGGGGCUAGAUCUUGAUAGUGUCGAGCAUCUAUUCAUUGACGAAUUAAAGUCUUCAAUAACAGGACUAGCACAUCUUCAGGAGGAUCAGUUCUCGCUCACUAACAGUUACCUAUUGGACAUAAUGGUUCCAAGCGUUUAUAUAUCAAAAAGCUUACUCACUUUUGCGCCCUCUGAGACGUCCGAGGAAAAUUCUGAAAUGGUAGUGAAAUACGAUCUAGAAGAUGCCGAGUUGCAUGGUCUUUCUUCAUUGUAUAAGUUCGUUAUUGCUAAAAGCAUCGUUGAGAACGCUCUAGAAACAAACAGACUUGAUACACGCCAUAGGUUUGAUCAUUUGCGCUUCUAUUCUAGACUGUCUCUAAAGCAUGCAGAGGGCGCACGCUUAUUUGUAGAUCCUUCCCAUAAAACCCUUUAUGGGGUUGAGCUUUUCUGUCUACCUCCUUGCUCUGUGCCACACUUUCAGGAUGCUCAUGACCGCCUUCUUUCUUGCUCUAAGUUUGAUCCUUUAUUAAUUGCGCUUCAGAAUAAGAUAUUUAGAAUCAUUGAUUAUGUCCUUCGUCUCCUUACUCCUCUCCCUGAUGGUACGCACGAGGUAGAAGAAGACGCCCUUGUAGAGAUUCCUCAUUUUAUCGUGUCAUCUCUUGCAACAGAGUUUUUUAUAGACGAGGAGCUUUGUACAGCAAUCAAAACUGAUCUGCAAAUUCUUCUGGAUAAAAGAGUUACUACAAUCUUACAUAAUACUUCUGCUUUAUCUUCACAGACGAAAGACACAGACUCAUUAACCUCUAACCUCAGGACUGCCAAUCAAAAGCCUGCGUUAGAUGUAUCCGAAUCUCUUGAACUUUUCCUACGGAGACACCUUUCAAUACUGUAUGAAACUGAAGCUACACCAGAGGAGCGCGGGUCUCUAUUAAUGGAACCUUUCUCAUCGUUCUUACCCAUAUCUAACAUGGCGGAACGGUAUUAUCUUGUUCGAUUAUACUUCGUAGAGAAGAUCAUUCCCUUGAUAUUAAGUUCAACAAUAGUUGCUCUUCUGCAGUCGAGCCUGUUGAAUUAUGUGGUAGAUAGCAUUGUUCCAACAUGCGUUUCAGAUAGUACCUUUUCUAUUGACUUUUCAACAAAGAUCAAACAGCUUCGUGUCAAAUCACUCAAAGAGGCCUCCGAGACGAAGAGUGACAGACGUGAUCGCUUACUUGCAUCUGGCUUGCCACUCUCCGUAAUUCAUACCGCGCUUUCUAUUCUAGCAGAUGGGAAUCAGGAUCUUUCUAGCGACGCCAUCCUAAUGAGAGCUUUCGAUCGCAUAUGGCCCCGCUUUCUCCGUACAUUGGUUGAACAAAUAAAGACACACAUCGGGAAUAUUUUUUUGCAGAUGCACGAGAUGUGGAGUCGUAAUCUUCUGGAUAGUUUGCUAUCAGUGACUGGCUUUCCCCGCCUUCAGUUUCGUACAGACUCAUCAAUGUACGCACCGUUCAUUUCAUCUACACUCACUAUUAAGAAUUCAAGUAUUGGCUUCACUCACCAAUCUACUUCCGUGACAGGUUUUGCUUGGUUACAACAAAGCCUUCGCGAGCUGUCAUUUUGCUUAUACACCACGGAGUCUUCUAUCUCUUCUAUCAAUUCUCUUGUUCUAGCGCCUCAGUUAUCGUUUGAUCCCACGUCCACCGAAAAAACUGCCAUUGUUUACUCUCGUCCCCUGGGCAAUCUUCUAGAUAGACGGACGCGGUCCUUGCUUUUCUUAGAUAAGUAUAGCUUUGAGGUCCCCACAGCCAGAUAUAUAUGCAAAGCCCUUCUCUCCAACGUCAAACAACUUGCGCAGACGGAUUCAGACGACUUUGCAUUCACACUAACACAAGACUUACUUCUGUCAAACCCUGAUCAAGAGGUGGACCAAUUUUUCUCGUCCUGGCUUGGCUUGAAACAGCGCCAAUCUAAUAUCUUAAUACCUCUAGAGCCUAUAGUUCGUCCUAGGAUGCAUUUGCAACUUCCUCCCCUUUGUCCGUCGUCCAGAACAGAAAAGCCGCCACAAAGCUCUAGUACAACAGCUAUGCACUUUUCCGAUGUAGAUAAUGAUCCUAUAUAUGCGAAGGACACUAUGGAUUCUCCGCUUGUCCUAACUGCGUUCAUUGCACCAUCUGAUACUGAUGUUGUUGUGAAGAAGCAAAUAGACACCCUAUUUGAGGCUCUUUCUAUAAAACUUGUAGAGCUUCUCUCUACAUGUAAUAACAUUAGCAGCUUCUAUCGAGCUUUUGAGCUCGUUGUAGACAGUGGACUACCAAACGUUAGCCUCGACGCAGAUGAUGUAAAAUCUGUCUACUCAGCGCCUCCUGAACACUUACUUAAAACACAAAUGCCCAGCGAAACUCCUGAUGACGAGACACAAAGCUUUGACACUUCUCAAGUACCUAAUCCUUAUACUAGCAUGGGCGAAGACAGUAUGAAGGUCUCGCCAGGAUUUGUACGUUCGCUGUCUGCUAUCGAAACCAUUGCUAGGGAUUACGUGAGCGUUAUUCUAAAAGGAGAGUCCCCUAAUGAGAAUAUUGUUACUUUGGCUAAUUCGUCGGGGGUCGAUUAUCUUGUACUUAUGGUGCAUAUAUCGGCUGAGCUGGUUCGUUCUAUCGAUCAAGAGAUACUAGAUGCUUAUGCCAUUUCCUCAUAUGUUUCCACUGGCAGUAUUACUGUUAGUCUUAUCGACUUUAAGCUUUCUCUUAUUUCGGCCUUUAUUACAGUACGCCAAAACAUUACCGAGUCCAUUUCAAAGAUUAUUACGCAAGCUUCUUCUUACAUGUUACGGGUGCUGCAGCUGACAGAAUCCGUGUUAAAUAUUACAACAUUAAACUUGGACAAGCUAUCCAAAAUCCUAGUUGUGAUGGAGGACCACGGGUUAUUUGUGAAGCAGUGGACUCCAGUUGCAUGCUACCUUUGCGACUUCCUUGGCCCAAUCUCGAAACUGAGCAACUCCUAUUGUCUUUCCACUUUAUAUGAUAUCAGAAAUUCAAUUACCCACACAAUCCCUACUGUUUUUGGACUCUCAGGUUCCUUUGAUCAAAACGAGACGACACCAAGGCCUCACCUGGCCUUGAGCCAGGCCCAAGCGCCUCGUCCAACUGAGCCAUCAAUUCUAUCAAGUAAUGAACUGCAUGUAGCAUUACAGGCGGCUGCUAAACUAGGUUGGGUGAACCAUGCCUAUAAGAAUGCACGAUUUAACUAUAAGCGCCAUAUUCGCGUUUUUUCACGAGUACUGUUGGUGUUUUCAGACUGGCUUAGCAAGGUGACCGGAGCUCUCUACGCAAUUUCGUCCGAGGUUCUUAAGAUGCAACUCUCAGACUUUCAGUUAGCGGUAACAAAUCCCUUACAAUUCAGAAAGAUGUUUCCAAUCUUUAGUAAAAACAUUGAAAUACCUUACUUAGAGACAAUGUAUUCAAAUUUCGAGGGGAACGACCUUCUACUUGUUACAGAGGUUAUAAAAACACUUCAGGCCUACACCUGCAUCCAUAUUAGUAUUAACUCAGAAGUAGUCAAUGGAUUCCCAAUUCUGAAUACUCAGUUAGCAUCUCAGGAGGAUCAGCCAGUUACUGCAGAUAAACAUACAGAACACCCUUCAUCUUUAGAACCAGAGCAUGGAGCGUUAGAGUUUCCUUGUCAAUUCACUGAAUAUCAUGUUGGAUGGCAGCUUCCAUAUCAAGGCUACAGGUGGCCCUAUCUCUAUUCUCGGCCGUGCCCAGACAGUGUGUCGGAGCAAUCUACUAGAGAGAGCGCCAUACAGGCUCCAACAUCGCCUUUGGAUUAUCUUCUGGUAACGGACUGUAACUUCGAAUUCUCUGAGAGGUCUGAUUUGUUUGCUUCAAGAAAUAGCCAAGGUCUCAUAGUCGCGUCAACUUACAUGCAUGGCCAUCUAUGCGACAAUAAGGAAUCAGACAUCCCUGUGGAUCAUCCAAGCUUGGCCCACUAUGAUGUUUUCCGCAUGUUCAUGGAGCUCUAUAUCUUGAUAGAAGAAAUUAAGAACGUCUAUCUGCGGGUUUCUAGUUGGAGCAGGGCACUCAAUAUAGACAUGCACCUAGUUGACUCGCCAGCCGAACUCGAAGCAGUAUUACUUCCGCUGUGUUUACUGGUAACUUCAUUUGUGAAACUGAACCAGCUCUAUAAGGCAGCUCCUUCAAAGGCACUGAUUGAUCUAGACGCCGGGGCCCUUGUUACUCUGCUCGAGAUAUGUGCUACGUCCAUCUCCACUAUUCGUUCAUCUUUCGUAUAUUCUAACUGGACCUCUACUGCCGAUCAGGUAGACUGCUAUCUGCGGGCCAUCACUCCUCGGCUCUUUCUGCUAUGCUUUUUGACUUCCCCUGACGCCAUUGAAGAGGAUCUAGCAGGGUUUGGUGAGGUUACCGGUCUCAACGCUUUCCUGAGGAGUGCACCAACCAUUCAUGCAGCUCCUAUCGAUACAUACUUCGAGCCUGAUCGUACGAUUCUCGUAGAGCACCUCUUCCUAUACGAUAAUACUGAUGCUAUGUUCGAAGCAGCCGCAGCCAUUUAUGCACGGGGCUUAGUUAAUAGACAGGCGAUGGUGACACUUAAUAAGAUUGAUGAUUGGAUUAAUGGCCUGAAUUUCCAGCCAAUCACACUGACUGCUUCACACAGGUCAGGGCACCUUUUAUCUGUACUCUAUGCGUUCUGGGGGAUCACUGGAAAAGGAGAGUUUUCAGACCAUACAAUUGCAAGCAAACUUGGUCCUGUCAUGGGAGGUAAGGCAUCAUCUCUUACAUCGCUUUUACAGAAAGUCCGCACUCUCAUACUUGCAAAGGAGAAAGUGUUAGAGGCUUACUCUAGUCGUUUGGGAAUACUAGCCGAUGCAGCUGAUGAUUCCUCUCUGGCACAACUAUCUAGUUUUGAGUGCAUCAGUGACGAUAUCUCCGUUGAUGAAGAGGCAGGUCGUGACGACAGCCUGUUUGCCAUGCAGUCACUUGAUCGAAACAAGGAUCUGUUUGCAGGAUCUAUCGUUCUUGCAUCUGAUGUACGGACACGGAGUCGUGCUCAGUCUAUAACUGGAAGCCUUGACCUUACUACAAAGCAACCAAACCAGCACGAUCAUCUUACAAGCAAGGAAUCCUUGUUGGGUGUACCAACCCUUGUAUGCUGUAAAAGACAUGUGGAGUAUAUACGAGAAGCCAUGUUUGCAGUUGCCUACAUCCUUUUCAACGACUAUUCACCGUCCACACAGACGGUUGCUCGAAGACUUGAAGCCGAGCUUAUUCUCCUUCACACGCUAGCGAUAUGUGUUCAGCGUGCAAUGACAAUUCUUCCUGAGCUUCUGCUCCUACUUCCGGAUCUCUGCAGUAUUUCAUUAGGAAGUGCCCAUCCACGGUUACGGAAAGCCUUCUUAUCUUCUCAAGACCCGUUGCUUGAAGUCGUUUCUCUUCUCAAUAUCAUGCGUCAACUGCACAGCCUUUGCAAGGAGUCUUCUGAGGAGAAUGCAUGCUGUCUAUCCGGUGAGAUAACCUCAUUGAGAGGAUCACCUGUGCAGCCAUCUCUGCUACCCACAGUGGGAAGUUUUGGACUUCUCCGGGGCAUAGUGCGGCGCUGUCCUUAUAUUAUCCGGUCGUUAUCUUUACAUAUAGCUCGGGCUGAUAGCAUUCUAGGAGUGUUUUCUGAUACAAUUCUACGUUUUCCGCUUGUAUCUUCUUUCACCAGCAAUCUUUCCUUAGAGUAUGCGUGCAUCCCUUGUAUUCCUGCUACUUACCAUGCCCAGGGCCAGCACCACGUUAGUGAUUUGAUUCGGCGGUGCCCACUUAUUCGGAGUGCGGUUCUCUACAACAACAUCUACACUUCCACCUCAGCAUUAGUUCCCUCUGGAAAGCUUCGCCCCAUUGUGUUCCACACAUCUAGCAGUGCAUUUAGCAACUCUAUUUACGACAUUAUGACGCUUCGGACCGGCACCGGCUCAUCGACUCGUCUACAGAUAACGGGGUUGUGCGCUGGGUAUGAGCAGCUGCGUUUUCUAAAGCCCAUAGACAUGCCAGACACGUUACCAGCUUUCGGGGCCUCCGUGUUUGCACCCUCUGUGCACCGUGCCGCCCUGAUUAAGGAGUACUUGAAGGGGCUUCGCCUCCUUAUGGAGGAGCGAUAUGAGGAGUUAGUAGGCUCAUGCCUUUAUCAGUGCGUUCAUUACGCACUAUCCACGCUUGUGUUUAUGCAUCUUGAUGGUUCUCCCGUUAAUUUUCUCCAGCUAUACUACAAAUGUAUGCCUGAGUUCAAGAGGGCCGUAGCAACAGUAGCAAUAGGAACAGCAACCGUACUCACUGAUAAAUCGCUUACUUCUUGCUAUUCACUUCGGAAUUACAAGCACGAUAGAAGGAUGUACAUUCAGGCACUACUGGCACGCAUUGCUGAACAUGAACGAACACUGCAGACUAUUAUGGAAGAUUCUCUGACAUUAUACAUAAUGCGGGCUAUUCCAAAUCUUUCUAGAGCAGCCACAGCUGAGAAGGUAGCAUCAUUUAUAUCUGAUGAGGGUCAGGUUCGAGCUGCAUUUACAGAGCUAUAUGCAGAUGCAAAGAGCCAAGCAUGUAUCACAGCUAUGUCGUGCGGGGUCCACCCAAAUGUGCAUAUGCAUCACAUAAUUUCAACGCUUCCAUAUGGACUUCCCACAGAAUCGGCUCUUACUGAAGCGUCUUCUUCAGCUUCCUGCGGCGAGUUGACAGACUGGCGCAAAGACAGAGUGUAUACGACUCAUAAUCAAAACUUCUUGUCUCAAAAGAAUGAUGAAACGCUUCUUGUCACUUGCGCAAAUGUUGCCAUCCCCAUCAUAGCGCAGUAUACAGGAAAAGCUUCCUUAUUGGAUUGUAUUCCUCUUAACUACAGGCAACUUCAGGCUGUUUCGCAACUGGGAAUAAGCAUGCAGAGCCGAAUACCGGCUUUCCUCGUUGGAGAUACCAUGCGUUCGUACAACAAUAUCGACUACCUUAUUAUUGUGCACACGCUUUGCAGGUAUUUUGGUAUGCGCUACGAGUUUGUUUUCUGUUCUCCAGCUACAGAUCCUGACGCUCUUCUUCAUCGCCUUUGCACAAGGAUCUUGGGAGGACGCUAUGUCGUUCUCUGUGGCGUUGAAUUCUUAGAAGAAUCUCAGCUGAAUGGUUUGAUUAAUGUGCUUUCCAGCUAUAAUUUGGCAAAAGGUGCUGUACCGACCGUAGAACAGGCAGAUACAGGCCCGCUGGACUUUUCUAUUCUUCAUUCCACAGGGAAGGAUGCCAUAUUUCCUGGUGGUUAUGCCAUCUGCCUUCCAGAAGCAGUAUAUGAAGGAUCUAAGCUUUCUCUAACCAUUCGGGGAGAGCGACUUCGAAAGCUUUUCCCAAUGCACAGCCUGAUUGAAAUAAAGGACUAUGGCACGCUAGUUCCAGUGAGCCUGCUUCAGCAAACGAAUGCGCUUCUUUACGACCUUUGCUUAGAGGCCCGCGCGUCUACCAACAACGUCGAUCUGCACUCACAUAAGAGCAAGGCCACUGAAGAACAGAUAACCAACUUCUUUGCAGAGAAAAACUUGUCUACAGAGUAUCGCCUAUCAGUCUCCGAUGAUAUUCCAAUUACUGCACUAAACUUUGAUGCAUUAUAUCCUCACUGUAACUGUAAGCAUCAGACUGAAGCCAAUCAGCUUGGCCAUCUUUUCCUGCAAAGAUCUUCUCAGUAUGGGCCCAAGCUAUAUGAAAUAUCCCUAUUCCUGAAUACGGCGGGGCUAUCUACUCCACAACUUCGACCGGAAGACGUCGAUCUCGUGCUUAAAAGAUGCAAAGAUAUGAGCAACCCUAUCUCUGUUGCAACGUCCCUGUCUGCCUUUCUUUUGUCUCAGACCACCCUUCGUCCCGCUAGAGACAUUGUUUCACGCGUUAUCGAGGGAGCGUUUGUACUUCAGCCGCAACACAAGGCUGUUCUCAAUUCAGUUGUUAGUCUGCUCAAUGUUCUGCAUGGCGUUCAGGAACCCAACGAUAUAGAUAUUGGCAUGCUCAUUUCACGUAAAACACACCAUGGCACUGACAGUAAUUUCACUGCAAAUAACAUCGCGAAAGUGUGGAAGACGCUAAAGCAGAUGUAUACGCCUACGUAUGCCGAAUUCUGUGAAACCCUCUCCCAGGAGUUUGCUCUUCUAGAGCCAGUGGGUAUCGACGCCUUGGCCCUCUGUUUGGACAUGCUCUCCCUGGGGCCUGUUGUCCUACUUCCUCCGUCAACAAGCGUCCUUCAGGGUACAAAAGGCACAGGGCUUACGAUCCCUCAGUUGUCAAAUAAAAGUGUUACAGCCCAACUAGUUAAGUCUAGGGCUUUAUCCAGCAUAACCCUACGCCAGUCGCAUUUUCAGCUUCUUGUUGUGUUUUCUCAGCUCGUUGCCAAAGUCGGAAAACUCAGACCUUUUUUUAUCCAUUCGUUGGCAGAUUUGCACGAGAACAUUCGAACUAUAAUGUAUCUAGGCUCCCAGGCAUUAUUGAUAUUCAUUUUCAAUCCACCAAGUGGUACGUUGGCCCGAAGCAUGCUUUCCUCGAUCACGGCUCUCCAGAGUUAUUAUCCAGAGCUUGAGCUGUACUACAACAUUAGAGCCAAAUUUGAUUUCUUUAACAAACCUCGCUGUCUUCUGCUAGUGACCGCUUAUGAAACUGCAUCCAUUAUUGGUUCGAAUGUAGGAUCUGUCCAGCGGCGACUAAUCGUAGUGCCUGAGUAUCUUAAGUUUUCCACCAUGCUCAAUAACUAUGUUGGAAGACACCUGCAUUUAGCCGAAGACGAACAGCUGACUGAGAAGUCGCGCAAGCUGUUCACAGUUACAUCCCUGAUAGACAUGAAGACAUCUGCUCUAUCCAUACAGUACCUUCAGUCGCUGUGUUCGCGACGAACAACUGCAGAGCUUAAAGGAGAGUGUCUUGCCGAAAAGCGAUUGCGUUUGGGCAGCAAAUUGUUUGGAGCCUUCAUAACUUGUCUAACAGACAACCUAAUGCGCAGGGAGUUUAGCAUCGUUCCCUCUCAUAUUGUGUGGACCCUUUAUCGUCAACUGUUAGUUCUGUUCCUGACUAGUUUUAGGGUUCUCGUACUGAGCCCGUGCCACCCCGAGGCUUACGCUACCUUCGAGCCAAUUCCAGAGGUUAUGAACACACAGCUUUAUCAGCUAGACUCAUAUCUCUCCUUGCACACAAUUACAUCGUCUACUCCUUUGGCCAAAUAUGAUAGUUACAUGCAGCUCCAGAGUGCACCGCGUACAGCGUUUUUCAGCGUUAGUUUUUCCGUUACCUAUCUCCAGAAUUUUAUCUAUGAGGCUUUGGAUAACUUGUCUGUCAUUAUCAACCUGUUUCUCCCCAUAUAUGCAGCUGUUUUUAAUGCACUGCAUGUCCUUCAUGUAAUGUAUUUUAAAAGGCCUCUGAACAAGUUAAGUAAGAUCUACAAAAAGGGUUUGGUGGAAUGUGUCUAUCGGCCCGAGAAAUUUGUGGCACAUGUGAUGUCAAUGUUUGCAGAUUCGGCGCAGCUUCUCAACAAAUCAGAUCUUGACGAUGCAAUGGCGUUACUUCCCGAUCUAUUCCCCGAGCAUUAUGCAGAUGAAGACGACGAUCUUUCAGCUUAUUCGUAUCUAGGUGUUUCAGACUCUGAUGGAUCCUUUCUAUAUUUUGUGGCAUCAGAUAAAGGAAGAAGGCUCUGUGUGCAGCAUUUUCCCUACAUGUGCUCUUCUGGAAUAUUUGCUGAUGCGUCUUUCGAAAGGCUCUUUGACCAGAGCACAACCCCGAAGCAUGAACUUACAUUAACAUUUGAUUGUGAGCGCAUCUUAUUUAUCGUCUACUUGUCCAGCUUUAUCAUGGCAAAGCUCUCCGUCUGUCUUAUUGGAGAGGCGUUUUCAGGGAAAAGCACCUAUAUAAGAGCCGCGGAGAUUUUCCUAGGCAAGUAUGUGUGGCGCGAAUGUGUUGCUCUUUUCGAUAUCGAUUCCUUUGAUGAAGUGCUACAAAAGCUGAUAAGUACGUGCUACCUGCACAACAUUCAAACGGCCCGUACUCAAAAGACUGCGAUAGAAGCAAACGCAUCCCACCAGGACGGUUCUGAAGCAGCGCAUUAUUCCUCAUCUUCCAAAGCAAAGAGAGCAAGAGCGAGUUCUGUUAUCGGUUGCCCUCUAUCUAUUCUUGACGUUACUGAGGAUAACACUCUGCUGGAUGAGACAAAGGAUAUCAACCAAAGCAUAAUUUUAGAUGUUCCAAGCGGCAAGCUGCCUCUUUACCACUUAACCGUAACGAACUUGCUCACAAGUACAAUCGCUCACCGUGUUUCCGACGAUGCCCUGGUUGCACGAGGCGCAGCUGACGAACAGAGGCUUUCUAUGCUGGAGUCUCUGGUCGCUAGUGCUUCAGAACCCCAGGUUGCAGUUCAGAACGACAGACUGUCCAUGCUUCUGGGAGAAAAGUAUAUUAUUAUGGAGAACUCUGAACGAUCCCCUGUGUGUGGUUUAACUGGUGUUACAGGGGCUCGCUUCUCUUCAGGGAUAUUUGUGCCAAACAUUUCCAUUGUGGUGGAGAGCUCUUACCUGUAUGACUUUUUCUUGGCUAGCGAACUCACCUUUGUUCUUCCACCAAUGAACAACACAAAGGAAUUUUUACUGCUGUUGUUGAAGCGCAACUUUCAGCAUCCGUCGCUAAGCAAUCUGGAUUCUUUUGCACCGAAGAUUGCUCAAGCUCAUGUGGCAUCUGCACCUCAGCCGCGUGUUUCCUCUGUACAUACUAAAAACAAAUACGACUGCAAUCUUUAUGUUGGAGUUACGGAACCAGAACAAGAGUUUCUAUAUGAGUACUCGGACUCCUACCUUCUGCAAUUCAUAGAGGGACUAUUGCUUGUAGAAUACCAUCUUCCUGUCUCUAUUCUCAGGGUUAUCUCUGAGAUGAAAAGAUUGCAAAAGUACAUUGAUUCUGUAGAUCUAGAUAACAUUCAAUUGAGCGCUGUGACCUUAGGAUCGCUUAUGGGUGCACUCCGCAAUAUCCCUGCUGUUAAGCAUAGCCACGUGUCUUGCAUACUGGAUGAACUGGCAUCUGCCGUGGCAAUAGGCCGUCUGGCGCCACAUGGGCCAUAUGGACCACUAAAUCCAGAAAACAUGAGCAAGUACCUUCGGACCAAUACGCUCAUUUCCAUGAGCUCCCAUACAGGGGUCCAGGCACUUCCCAACUGGGAACUUCGAGUUCUUAAGGCAGUGUUUAAGCGAUCAUUUUGUAACACAGGAACGUCAUCGUCUAAUAUUUCCAAGGCCCCUGGUGAUAUAGAUGGCACCCUUAUAGACUCUCAGAAGUUUAAGUCUGGCUCCAGCAUAAAGAGAUUUCACUAUUCAGGUGACAUUGAGCUACUCAAUGAUGGGGGAAAAUAUAAGCAUUUUGUGGACGCAUGUGCAAGAGCACGACAGCAUUAUGCUAAGCUGCUUUUUUACAAUCCACACAACAAUUCUAUCAAUCGUCAAGUUUUUGAGGUACACUCGUCUGUGGUGCACGAGUGUUUACUGGAUGCCAUGGACCCCACUGUUUGCAAUAGAGUAUUCACCCUUACCAUAGAUAUAUCCAUGCUUAUGGAGCAGAAUUCCUUAAAGGUAUUUUACUAUAUUAAGUACCUAAGAAAUCCGGGAUUGUUCUCUAAGCUACACUCUCCAGCAGACGCCAAGAGUAUGCAGGCAUUAGCACUGCGUGUGCCAGUAUUCCUGAUGUCUCAGCUAGAGAUGUCGGGGACGCUCUACUCCUCGUUCUUGCAUGCGCUCCAAACUAUGGGGAACUAUAGGAUUUCCAAUCGGAAGACGUUUCUAAAAGUCGCACAACAGACCUUUUCUUCAGACAUGGAGGGCUUUGGUAUUGACGCCGAUUCACAAGCCAACAGCUUUUCCUGUUCCCGUAGCGUAACUUCUCUGCAUCAAACUAUCUCCGGUCGAAGUCUUUCUGAGUGUGAUGGGCCACUGUUAGCUCAUGCGGCCAAGAACUUCGAUCUCCGUGCAUUUCUCUCCAUCACUGAAGAACCUACAGAGAUAGCCAUCAAGCGGCGGCAAAGAAUUCUAAUAGAUACACAGACCAUGAUUCAAUCGCUUAUGCACCAAACUGUGGGAGGAUCAGAGUCGGACUCUGAGCCUGAGCCAAAUAACAUUACUACUUCGUCCUUGCAAUCAAGGCCGGUGACUACAACGGUAGCUUCCGAGAACCUUAUGAUAGAAUUAACUGACGCCCUUGUUUCGACCCUCACUGCCAAGAGCGAGGCGGCUGCAUCCCACUAUAUUAUUCGAGCUGCAGUUCUUAUAGCAUUAGGUAUUAACCCGCUCAUUGCCUUCCAGGACUUUACACCCACUUCGUCAACGUAUCUAUGUGAUCGAUGUUCGUCCACAAUUCCAGACUACCUACUGCACUACAUCAAUAGGGGUAGUCUCGAAAUCAACGCAGAGGAAUAUACUGACCUCUUUCUCUCCACACCCACAGAUAUUAUGGUGACGAUCCCUAUGUCCUUAUUUAAUGCUCUCCUUAACAAAUCUCCUGCCAUUGGUAUCCUUUCCAUAGUAGAGUCUGGUAGCAGUCUAUUGUCCCUUUUCACAAACGGAGAAGUUCGAGUGCUGGGUGCUCUCUUGGCCAAGUACUUCUGCCUCACAACCAUGCUAUCUGGGAAGGAGAUUAUCAACAUCCUCUCUAGAUCCUUUUCGCUGGUGGUAUUCGCAGAUACUAGCGUUGAUCAUCCUCUUCCAUUGCAAGAGCUUCCGGUCAUACGGCACACGAUUGAUGAGAACGAUAGGAUACAUUCGCUGCAAGUAGGGACUGCUGAGAAUAUACUACAAGGCUCAUACAAGGCGUCUGAAACAGCAACGCCCAGUCUGCAGCUCGUUAGGGCAAUCCCUUACUUUAUUCUAUCAAAUAUUCCAUAUAAUCUUGACCCUAAGCCUUUUAUCACACAGCACGAGCACUCAGAAACCCCGCUUCACGAUGCAUAUAGUAGUAUGUACUGCGAGAUCUUUUGCCAAACUACACUCUGCAUCUAUAAGUGCUGCAUGCAGAACGUCUCACAUUCAAUCCCAUACAGUCUUGCGCGCUUCUCCGAAGUUGCAAGCUAUUACACAAACGAGCUUAUUGCAAAGCAUUUGAAGACAAUCACAUUUAUUCAAAAGAUCCUGUCCAGCAUCACCCUUUUUGAUAACGGCAUUCGCAAUGGCUUGUUUUCGCCCUCUAUCCGCAACGACAUCAUUUAUCUCCGGGACCAGCUUGUUUCCAUAAAGCUUAAGGUUAAGCUGGACUUUAUUCGUGCCGUGAUCAUGCUUCAAAAUGCAUGCUGUGAUGGACCGCUUAUUGCAGCCAGACUGCUAUUCUACCCGUUCAUAACAUCCAUUUGGGGCAAUUGUGUGCAGUUUGAACUGGGCUUGUUUGAGUGUCUCAAGAAUAGAAAGAUUAUGAAUAAUUCCCUAAACACCUCCUACUCUGACAAUAGCACGGUAAUGCUGCAAUCUUUGUUUAAUCUUUCAACCAGCGACGAGUUGAUCCAACGGUCAGACAUGCUUUCCAACUACGGUCUCCCUUCACGGUUGCUCAUGCUUUGCGAGGACCUCAUGUGGCCCAGGUGGAGGACGCAACUUACUUGCUCACUAUGUAAUCCAGAUCCAAAGUUGAUUCAAGAAAUUAUUAUACUACUACAGUACAUCAAGUUUGGGUUCAAGUUCCUCUUUGUGACAAGCGAUUUGGCACGCAUUAUAAUACCCGCCUGCGAAGUGUACUUAUUAGAGGCUCGUCUCGAAGACUGUAAGCAGCGGCUAUCGGCCAUGGGGGUUAAUGUGGAGCAAGCGCUAGAGAAGUACAAUGCGACGGGAGCAAUAAACGCUACCAUCGAGGAUCUAGUGCUCGGUACACAAGGCAGUCAUGGCGACACUGGCAAGAGGCCUGAAAAGGGCGUUGCCCAGUACAAUGAGAUGCACUACCUUAUAGCUGAGCUUGAAGAUCUUCUAAAGCAGAUAGCCAGUCUAAAAUAUUCGGCGGUGUCAUACAAAAGGCUACCUUCAAACGUGCGUUUUGGCGCUCCAUCAACUUGCUAUAACUAUCACGAGGUCCGUAGAAAGCUUUUGAUAUAUUUAGAUUGUCACCUUCCGCCACCCAUAUUUGAGGCUCUUCUUAAGCAUGCACUGCUUCAAGACAAGCCUAUUGUAUUUCUGAACUUUGGAUCUGCAGCAAUGCCAAUGCUCAACAUGAUGAUACUGACAAAGCUAGCACUGCUUAUCGAGUCCAGAUUAACAAAGAGAAAUGCAAGAGUGUCUGUGACAACAACAUACUCAGUAGAUAUUGUCCGCCCGUUGCAUGACUAUAGAAUAUACUAUGUCCUUACCACAGGAGCUUCACUUAAGUUUCUCUUGGAAACAGGUUUUAUCAAUCUUCGUAACUGUGACAUGUCUACUCUGAACGCUCCCAAGUUCCAGUUUAAGUCUAACUCGCUCAAUCUUCUUAGGAUGCAAAAUCCAUCUGUGACGGAACAUGAGCUGCAGUACAAGCUUCGCGAAAUAUCAGAAAAGUUCUCAAGCGUGUACUCCCUUUAUGUUAACGGAUUUGAUGGUCUUGAGAUAGUUCGCCGUGAGAGCUGCCUUGAAUGCUCUGACAGACUUCACAGGAAUAUCGAGAACAUCGCAAACAAUCUCGAGAAGUAUAUACUUUCCAAGAAGGAGAUCAUGAGUCGCUUGGUCAAACGUGAAGAGUCCAAUGCUGUUUUUGUUCAUCUACAGCAUGCAUCUAAGGACAGUGAGGGCUUUGACUUUGCCGAAAUGAAUCUGUACUGCAUUGGAGUAGAACGCUGUAUAGAGCAUAGAGAGGAGCUUGCAAAGAAAAUCGCGGAAAGCUCGACAAUAAGCGAAUAUGCCAAAUACUUUGGAACAGCCAUUACAAGCAUACUCUUGCUGUUGAGGCAGAUGUCCCUGAUUCACCCAAGUAUUGCGACUGUUUUCACCGACCACUUCUUUGAGUGCCACCUUUCCUAUCUUGACGACCACGUAGGGUCCAAUCCAUCUCGGGCCUUCACUGCCAUUGUCAAUACUGCACACUACAUCUUAGAGAAUACUGUCUUACUGCUACCAGAGCGAGAACGGGGGCUCUACAUCAAUCUUUUCAUAUCCAUAUACAAUCUGUGCUUCAAGCUAGGCCAUCCAGACGAUUUGACUCAGCUCAAGAUGAUACUAGUCAAUGACAUAAGGUUCUUGGUCUCCCAUUUCUCUGACAAGUUUAAUAGCCAUUUGCCUCUCUACAACUAUGCCCGCCAGAUUGCAGCAAGCUGUCCCACUUCUUUUCGAUGCAGCCCCACCGUGGUGUACAGUUGGAAGCUCUUCUCUUUGCUCUCCAUAUACAAUCCUCGACGGUUUUCUGACUGGUACGAGUACUUCACUCAUAACAAGGCUGUCUUUACGUUGCUAAACUUUGCGGGAGACGCUUACAAAAUGAUAGUGGGUACGUAUCUAUACAAAGAGAGGACUGCACAAUCCAGCGACAAGGUUAAGCAAGCGGAGCUCGGCAUAGCAGAGACAAGCAAGAGUGCAAUCGCAGAUGCCAUUGACCGUACCGCUGGCGAUGACAUCAACCUAGAUGCCACGGUAGCGCAAGAGAUAGAAGAGGGCAUGAGGACUCUGAAAACGACGCAUGUUCCGAUUGUCCCGCCCUAUGUGCAUGACGAGUUGGCAGCGUACAGCACACGGUUGGUUCCUCUGCCACCUAGCCUGCAGUAUCCCAGCUUUGAGAACAUUUGGGUCGCGCUUCUCCUUAUUGUAGCUCUUCGACAAGAUCUCAUCCUUAGCACAAUGGAGUUCUUCUGUAGGAUAACUCCACCAUCAGCAAUUCAUAAGUUUCUUCAGGACGAUGCAUCCCUGCGCGCUAAAGCAAAGGCAGACUGGUGCUCAGCUAACAAUGAGGCCGAGCUCCUGAGCGACGGCCUUCUUUCGCGAGUGGCCAGUGCAACAGCGGUAGCGAUAGAUGCAGGUAAUUUACAAGCCGAAGGGAAAGAGACUCAGACGAGAGCUGUCGGCGAUGCCGAUGGACCCCUUGACCUUUCAGUCAUAAAUCCAGCCAAUUUGGACCAUGUGGCACAGCUAUUCAAGAAUCUUCAGGAAGAAUACAAUUUUGAGGCAACACAACAGGUAUCAUUGGGCCGCGGCUCGCGCACCGUUUUACUGUACUAUGACGAAGGCCUGGCAAUCCUUCCAUAUCUGCAAGCAAUUUUUUCAAAAGAAAUUAUACCAAAGUAUGGCUUUCCAGACUAUGUUUGUCAGCCAGCACCUGCCACCUCGUAUUUAGCCACUAAUGUCGUAAUAGUUGAUAUACGGUAUAACCCUCAUUAUUCAUUAGCACACUUAAUAGACCUGUACAGUUCAGGCGUCAAGCCAGCGUAUCUCGUGUAUGUCCUUGUUCCUUUGUCUUGUUGUCAGAAGUUUGGGACAGAAAGCGGAGCUGCAACUCCGGAAAACAUUAGCGUGCAGCUUGCCGUCUUUAUUGACAUUUGUAGACCCGUCCAAUUGUAUGUGCAGCGACCUACAACAUUCUUGGAUGCCAUGCAACAUGCAAUCAGUACUAUGCGAAACUACACACUGUCCCAUUCAGUUGGCUGCUCUGUCUACGAGUCUUCCUUUGUCAAAGCAUUGACGCUCCUCGCCAUUAGAUACAGCAUGCUGAUCAGUAAUGGAAUGUUCAAGGUAGAUGACAAUGAAAUGCUCCUUUUGUAUGUACACCUUAUAUCGCAACUGAAAACGCUGCCACUCGCUAACCAGGGUCGUCGGCUCUUCUUUACUAAAAAACAAGGAGCUGCUUCGCAUAUCGCAAACUUGCCAAUGAUAUACUCUGUUCUGUGUCAUACGUGUUCUGAGAUAAACACCAGUUACGUCCUAUCUAACCUCUAUUCCUUGAUAUAUCGCAAGUCCUCGGCUAUAUUGAUUGGAUCACCGAUUAAUGCUUCUGUCAGUGUUGCAAUAAGCUACCUGAAUAGUAAGUCACUAAACGUAGCCUCAUUCUAUGAAGAGGUCCCUACAAUCACCCACGAUCAAGCGGAAGCGGAACGCACUGAUUUUGAUCCAUCACUAACCAGCAUACACAACAGUGAUGUGGAGAUCAGCAACUCCAGGUCGGUGUUCUCUUCUGCUGAAUCGUCCAUUGACGAUGUAUCUAUGUGUUCUUUCAAGACAGAUUACACUUACGCAGACCAGCGCCAGGUGGAUGGAGCCCCACAGGCUACAAGUGCGCGGCUUAUGACGUUAGCAGGGGACGAACUGAACGCAAACGUGUUGCUCAAUGCCACUGACCCAGAUGGAUUCAGAUCCUAUUCUCGAGCAGAGCUACAAAAGAUUCUGAGUAGUCGGCGCCAUAUGGUGACAAUUCACGCAUCUUCGAGGAUGGAUGCUCUACUGCAUUUUCCGGAGACUAUGUCAGAAAGAACUCUGAUAGAUUUAGUGGAAAAAAUUAAACUCAUUACAAUGGACUUAGAAAAGUUUGCCAUGAAACAUACCAACGUUGCAGAAAUAAUACGGACUCAAGAACUACAAGAACGGCUGGCAGAUACCCUUCAACCGAUAUGCUUUUUGCGGCCAGAGCUAUCGAGAUGCCAAAGUACUGUUCGUGAUGCAUUCAGUCUCAUGCUAUCAACUGACGUAAUAUCCAACAUAGCUUCACACUCUAUACACAGCAACGCUUAUUCAUCUGUAGAAGUUGACCGGGCCGAGAAGGCCUUACCACCAACACUUUACGCUGUCCUGUUGCUCAGUAAGACCUAUCAAAGGGUCAGAAGGCUUACAUAUGGCUUCACAUCCAACUCGUUGGUAGAGCAGUCUCAUCCAAUCAAAGUGCUUUCUGAAAACAUAUGGUCUGUUCGCGGCGAUAUCUAUCAGCCGAUCAUGCAUGACAUCCUCAAGCUUUUCAAACUCCAGAUGUGUCUGAAAUAUAACCUGGAAAUGGGGUAUUAUUCCAUUGUUUUUACCCUUCUGGACCCCACGUAUUAUAGAGAUUGGUUUUUGCGAUAUGAUGGGCAAAAUUGCAUUCAAUGCUCUAAGAUAGAUAACAGAAGACAGAAGCGCAAGCACACUAUGCCGCUUGCCACCGUCAGGGUCACAAAUAUGCGACUGUACGGGAUUGGAUAUGAUUAUAUGCUAAAUACAAUCGUGGACAUAAGCCCAGAGAGUCUGAGCUAUCCGAACAACUGUGAUAUCUAUGCAAUCCUCGUCCCAUGCGAGAGCUCAUCUAGCUCAAUGCUUCCAGACUCUGUAAAGACCAGAGAUAGCUAUCUCAUGAUGUACGAGGCACUGAGCUACUCAUCAUCGCCACCACAGAGUGAGGAGGAAUUGGCUGAGAUUGAUCAGAACUUCGGUGUAGAUCACUACUACGAAAAUACAAUUCAACACGUGACAAUACCAGUUGAUUUCCCUGGGUGCUGGGAUCUGAUUCUCCAGAACAAGACAUCCUUGAAAAAGAGUGACAUCGAUGCUAAGUCCCCAUAUUGUGGGACGGGGUACUUUUAG